This is a messenger RNA of Odobenus rosmarus divergens (Pacific walrus), 3461 nucleotides long. RefSeq names its product calpastatin (gene CAST). Lineage: Eukaryota; Metazoa; Chordata; Mammalia; Carnivora; Odobenidae. Gene Ontology annotation, molecular function: calcium-dependent cysteine-type endopeptidase inhibitor activity. The record is from RefSeq and is a predicted model, not a curated record. Gene Ontology annotation, cellular component: cytoplasm. The coding region runs from base 159 to 2516 and encodes 785 amino acids. The transcript is spliced from 32 exons.
AGCCACCGCGCGGGCUCGGGGCUGGGUCGGAAAAGCUGCCUCACGGGCGCGCCCUCCGGCCCCUCCGCUCCUUCCCUCCCUCCCAGAGCGCCCCGCCCGGGCCUCCCUUCUAGUCUCCGCUGCGCCCUCCUCGAGGCAGCGUUUGCAGCGGCCUUGCCAUGUCUCAGCCGGGCCAGAAGCCCGCCGCCUCCCCGCGGCCCCGGCGCUCUGCAGCGGCCCGCCAUACACAGGAGCAUGUCAGUGGAAAAACCAGUGGAUCACCUUCCAAGUCUGGAGAAAAGAAAGGAUCAGAUGAGAAAAAAGCAACAAGCCUUGAGAGCAGUCAGCCUUCCAGAACCCAUGCUGGUGGAACAGCCCCGGCCACCAAGGUCACUACUUCUUCUGCUUCCACCAGCAAGUCUUCCAGUAUGAAUCCCACGGAAGCCAAGGCUAUUCCAAUCAGCAAACAGACGGAACGACAGCAUUCUCCUAACAAGAAAAGACACAAAAAACAGGCUGCAAAAACAGAACCUGAGAAGAAGUCACAGUCAACUAAGCCAUCUGUGGUUCAUGAGAAAAAAACCCAAGAAGUAAAGCCAAAGGAACACAAAGAGCCAAAGAGCCUAUCCAAGCAUGCAUCAGAUACAGAAAGCAAGCAUGUUCAUAAGGAAAAAGCAGCGUCCAGAUCAAGUGAGCAGCUGACGUCAGAGAAAUCAACAAAACCAAAGACUAAAUCACAGGAUGCAGUUUCUGCCGACAGGGAGGGCGUUGUUGCUGGGGUAGCUGCAGCAUCUGCCACCCCAGCUAAACAGAAAAAAGAAAAGAAAUCAUUAACGUCGGCUGUACCAGUUGAAUCCAAACCGGGUAAACCAUCUGGAAAGUCAGACAUGGACUCUGCUUUGGAUGACUUAGUAGACACCCUAGGAGGACCUGAAGAAACUGAAGAAGAUAACACAGUGUAUACUGGACCUGAAAUUUCAGAUCCAAUGACUUCUACCUACAUAGAGGAAUUAGGUAAAAGAGAAGUCACGCUUCCUCCAAAAUACAGGGAACUUUUGGCAAAACCCAUGGGGCCCAGUGAUGCCAUAGAUGCUUUGUCGUCUGACUUCACCUGCACUUCUCCUACCCCUGGUGGAAAGAAAACUAAGGAAGAGAAAUCCACAGAAGAGGUUUUAAAAGCUCAGCCAGCCACGGUAAUCAAAAGUGCUGCUUCACCCCAAGAGAAGAAAAGAAAGUUGGAGGAGGACACAAUGAGCGAUCAAGCACUGGAGGCUCUUUCAGCUUCGCUGGGCAGCCGGAAGCCAGAACCUGAGCUCGACCUCAGCUCCGUUAAGGAAGUCGACGAGGCAAAAGCCAAAGAAGAGAAACUAAAGAAGUGUGGUGAAGACGAGGAAACCAUCCCAUCAGAGUACAGAUUAAAACCAGCCACGGAUAAAGAUGGAAAACCACUAUUGCCAGAGCAUGAAGAAAAAUCCAAGCCUCUGAGUGAAUCAGAACUCAUUGAUGAACUUUCAGAAGAUUUUAACCAGCCUAAAAGUAAAGGAAAACAAUCUAAGCCAUCUGAAAAAACAGAAGAAUCUCAGGCUGCUGCCCUAACUCCUGUGAGCGAGGCCGUGCCUCGGACUUCCAUGUGUAGUAUACAGUCGGCACCACCCAAGCCACCCACCUUGAAAGGCAUGGCGCCAGAUGAUGCGGUAGAAGCCUUGGCUGGCAGCCUGGGGAAGAAGGAAGCAGACCAAGAAGAUGUAAAGCCCAUGGCGGAUAAAGUGAAGGAGAAAGCCAAAGAAGAGGAUCGUGAAAAACUUGGUGAAAAAGAAGAAACCAUUCCUCCUGAUUAUAGACUAGAAGAGGUCAAGGAUAAAGAUGGAAAACCACUCCUGACAAAAGUGACCAAGGAAUCGCUUCCACCCAUGAGUGAAGACUUCCUUCUUGAUGCUUUGUCUAAGGACUUCGCUGGUUCCCCAAACUCUGCAUCUCUUAAAUUUGAAGACGCUAACCUUCCUGCUGUCAUCUCUGAAGUGGUCUCCCAAACCCCAGCUCCCACCAUGCACUCUGCCGGCCCACCCCCUGACACUGUGCAGAGUGACAACAAAGAACUGGACGAUGCGUUGGAUCAACUUUCUGACAGUCUAGGACAAAGGCAGCCUGAUCCAGAUGACAACAAACCAAUAGAGGAUAAGGUCAAGGAAAGAGCUAAAGCCGAACACAGAGACAAGCUGGGAGAAAGAGAUGACACCAUCCCCCCUGAAUACAGACACCUCUUGGAUAAUGAGGAAGGCAAACCAGCAAAGCCACCUGCAAAGAAACCCAAGGACUCAAAGAAACCUGAAGAUGACAAAGACCCCAUUGAUGCCCUGUCAGGCGAUUUUGACAGCUGUCCUGCACCCACAGGAGCCUCAGAGAACACAGCAGAGGACAAAGUCAAGAGAACUGCUCCCAGCACCAAAGCAGCCAAGAAUGGAGGUAAAGCAAAGGAGUCCGCCAAGGCAGAAGAGGAAACUUCCAAGCUAAAAGCUGAUGGAAAAAAUACAAGUUAAAGUUCACACUAUUUGGUAUCUGCCUAUAAAAUCUUCAGCAGGUGGAUGGUGACUUUUGAAGGACAAAAGGCUUUGAACAACAGCAAAUUUUUCUGGGUGGCUUCUAGACAGUGUUACUUGUCGAAUCUUGACAUCCUAAACAUUGGUUAUUCUUUUCCCAGAAAGAAAAUGAAUUUGUGUGGUUCAUCUGUGUUAUUGUACUGAGUGUUGAUAAACUUUGAAUUUUUAAAAAAUGCCUUCAGUUGGGAGAGACGGGAACUUUAUAUUUCUACGAGAUAUAUUUGAUAGUUUCAUAAAGCAACACACAAAAAAAGGAAAAACCUUUGCAAAUUUUUGCACAUUCUACACACAGUGCCUGUAAAUCUCAUUCGUAUUUUCAGUUAGCACUUAAUUCUUUUGUUGUGGUUAGCAUUUGGAAAACAAUGCUUUGAACAUGUUGAAUGUCCUGAUUUCUCAUGAUCCAUUUCCUCUUGGGCUUUGGAACUGUACUUGAGAUUUCUUUGGGUUAAUGUUUAUAAGUCAAACCUAAAAUAUUGUACAUUGGGCACAUUAUCUCCUCUUGGGCUGCUAAUAAAUUAAUAGAUAACCUGGUCAGACCAGGACGCGCUGCACCCAGUACUGUUUUUUGCCAGCAGUUAGGACUUCUGCACCUUAGAGCCAGCACAAAAGAUAUUGAGACUUGAAUCAAGUCAGAAGAGCAAAAUGCAUUCUCUGUGUCACCACAUAACAAGUUCCAAGAUAGUAAAAUCUAAUCCUUAGAAUAUGCAUAGGCCUUGAACUCACUUGGGUUACUGUGUUAAGCUAUGUUUUCCAUUUCUGAUACAUGUAACCAGAACAGCCAGUCGUUCCUUAGAGCCAUUGCCCUGUUAGUCCGUGCACUGUAUCCCAUCUGGCUUCAGGGAAGUUGGGUUUACCAAAUACAAAAACUUCGACUUGAAAGAAAAA